GGCAACUGCUGUUAAAAUGAACGGCUUGUCCAGGUGCUUGGGAAGACAUAUCACUCAACACGCGAAAACACCUUUCUUCAGGAAGUGCAAUACGACCCCACUACGUCUUUCUGGCGUUCAUCUCCGAAGAUACUCAGACAAGAGCUCAAAAUACAACGGCAACAUGACUACUCAACCUCCCAAGAACGAGAUGGUGUACAUGCCAGGGGUAAUGUCACCGAGUCGAUCGUUUGGCGUAUUCCGUAAGGUCCUUCACACUGGUCUGUACUCGCAAUUUGUGGCGAUGGAAGUCCCGGUCAACGGCGAAAUUGGUGACGAGAUUCAUACCGUCGAUCAAGUGUUGAUAUUCACCCAUGGCACUGGCAAGGCAAUCGUUGCUGGGAAGGAACAAGAGGUCAAACAGAACGAUGUCGUCAUAGUCCCGGCUGGCACUCAACACCAGUUUUUGAAUAUCGGAAACACGCCACUCGAAGUCGUCACCAUAUACUCCCCGGCUGAACAUGACCCGCGUACAGUACAUCAAACCAAGGCAGAGGGCGAUGCACAGGAAGAGGCUGGCGAGGAUGAAGCACCCGAGUGGAGUCAACGGAGCAAGUCGGAGAACGAGAAGAUUGGGCUGGUCAAGCCGCCAUAAGCAGGGAACGGUAUAUGUUCAAACGAUCAGUCGGAUGUAGCUACUCGGAGUCUAUGUUCUUGUGAACAAUUGGCUGAGAUGAUUGUAACACACGGUGCCACGUCGACAUCAGCGUAGUCAGACGGAGCCUAAACAGUUCUAAUCGAAAUCGAUC
Messenger RNA from Aspergillus vadensis CBS 113365, 788 nucleotides. Its product is annotated as cupin domain-containing protein. Lineage: Eukaryota; Fungi; Ascomycota; Eurotiomycetes; Eurotiales; Aspergillaceae. The record is from RefSeq and is a predicted model, not a curated record. The coding region runs from base 17 to 634 and encodes 205 amino acids. The transcript has 2 exons.